AUGUCUCGUUUUCGCGAAUUGCAUCGAAAUAAAUUAGUAAAUGAAGUGAAUUCUCAGAGAAAUUUAGUAAACAAUACGAGUGAUUGGUGCAAGAUUGACCAGAAUGCCCAGACAAAGCGUUUUCAGCGCCAAUACCGGGAAGAGAGGGAUUUUCUGGAGCAGGAGAAAAUUCAAGAGGAGCUCCAGAGGCAGAAGCAGCGGCAGAUGGAUGAAGAAGAUCGAAGAAAAGCUGAAGAAAUGUUUGAAGCGGAACGAGAGCGAAUCUGCAAGGCCAAGAUGAGGCAACAGCUUAGGGAGAGAUGCCAGGAAUUGAGGGAAUUGGAAGCACAGCUGAGAAGAGCAUAUGUAGCGAAGGAACUGGCUGCUCAAGUUGCCGAAAAGGAUGUCCAAAAGCAAAGGCAGAAGCUUGAGAUCCAGAAGGAGCAGGAAUUUAUGGAUAAAGAGUUGGAGAAGGUGCAGAAAUCCUUGGAAGAAGAACGACUACUUGACAUUAAGAAGAAGGAAGCACUUCGGAAUGAUUUAAGGGAUCAAAUGGAAGCUUCUCAUCAGCGCAAUAAAGUCCUGUAUGUGGAGUUCUUGAAGGAGAAGCAGUUCCUCGAUGAAAUUGUCAAUCAAAUCUAUGAGGAACAAAUGGAGGAGACGAGACUGAAGAUGAUUCGAAAGCGUAGAGCUCUCUCUGAACUGGAUCAAUUCAGGGCGUCUAAAGAAAUCUUCAAGGAACAGCAGAGAAGGAUGAAUGAAGAUGAGAAUAAACGAAUUAUGGAGUACUUGGAAAAGAAGGAUGAACACAUUCAGAAGGAGUUGGAGAAGAAAAAUCAAGAGAGAGUGGAGAAAGAUAAAGUAACUGAGAAAUUGUCAAAGACACUCACGGAAAUUGAGGAAGAAGCUAAGAAGAGGGAGGAAGUCAUCGUUGAGCUGCGGAUGAAGGAAAUGGCUGAGAGAGAGGAGGAAAAUUUAAGGCAGCAAAUGGAGCGACAGCUUCGCAGACGAAUCCAAGAGAGAUUAAUUCUUGAGGAACAACGACGUGAACGUUGGAUGCGUGCACAGGCAACCAAGGAGGAAGAGAUGCGCUUCAGGGAGGAACAAUUGCAAAUUCUAGCUGAGCAAGAUAAACUGGAGCAACUCACCAAGGAAGCUAAACGACGGAAGCAGCUGGAACAUCGUAAAGCUAUUGAAGAGAGUCUAGCAGAGCGUAGGAAACGGCGUGAGGAAGAAAUUUCUUCGGCACUCCAGGAAAAGGAGAUGAAUCUCCGAGAGGAGGAGCGUAUGCAGCAGCUCAUUGAGGAGGAGAGAAUAAAGAUGCUGAAGGAACAUGCCACGGAACUUCUUGGUUUCCUUCCACUUGGGAUUCUGCGGGAGAGUGAUCGUCAACAUAUUUCAUUGCCAUCAUCAUCGUCCAAUGGUCCAGAAAGGAAUGGAAAAGAUUAAUUAGCGAAUUAUCCAUAUAAUUUUAAUUGAAAAAUUUAAGAAAAAAAUAAUUAAUUAAGAGGGUGCAAUUCCCAAUACGACUUGCAUUUGCUAUGACAAUCUUUAAAUCACAAAUCGUUGGGAUUAACCUACGCACACCCUGUUACAGCCAUGGGCAGCUGUAUGUUGCCAGCUCCAGGGUAGGAAACCUGGAAUCAACUACAAAAAAAUGAAUUUAAAAGCUAUGCAAAGCAUAUGCUGUAGUG
Lutzomyia longipalpis is the source of this 1673-nucleotide messenger RNA. RefSeq names its product meiosis-specific nuclear structural protein 1. The coding region runs from base 1 to 1428 and encodes 475 amino acids. Gene Ontology annotation, biological process: cilium organization. NCBI's taxonomy places the organism in Eukaryota, Metazoa, Arthropoda, Insecta, Diptera, Psychodidae. Gene Ontology annotation, cellular component: motile cilium. The record is from RefSeq and is a predicted model, not a curated record. The transcript has a single exon.